UUCAUGGUAUUAAUCUAAGUUACAUAAAUCUAUUGGAAUAAAAUCUUAUAAGAAGAAAAGACGUUACUUGUUGCUUCCCCUAUUUAAGGUUACAUGUAUAGGAUAAACACAUGUCAGAUGGUCUGACAGCAUAUUUUGUGAAUGUUAUUCUUAGCCUUUUAGAGGAAAUAAAAUAGCAAAAGUAUGACAGAACCAACUGUAACGACGGAAAUUUCAAAAAAGAUUAAUGCCAUAAGUAAAGAAGCUGUACAUCAUAUUUGCUCUGGACAGGUGGUACUAGAUCUUGCUAUUGCAAUAAAAGAACUUGUAGAAAAUAGUUUAGAUAGUGGGGCUACAGUGAUAGAUGUCAAAUUAUCAGAUUAUGGGAAAACCUCCAUUACUGUCAAUGAUAAUGGUAGCGGAGUCUCGGAGCAGGAUUUCGAAGGAUUAGCAUUAAAGCAUCAUACGUCAAAACUACGUGAAUUUUCCGACCUAUCAGAAGUAGAUACUUUUGGUUUCCGUGGAGAAGCUCUCAGCUCUUUGGCUGCGUUAUCUGAGUUAAGCAUAAUCACUAGGCACAAAGAAAGUGAGCAUGCAUUUCACUUGCAAUUCGACAAAAACGGCCAGCUAAAAGAGAAGACAGCCUGUGCCAGAGGAAUAGGAACAACGGUCUACGUUAAAAAUAUUUUUAAGAACUUGCCAGUCAGAGCAAAAGAAUUUCAAAAGAAUUUCAAAAAAGAAUAUGCAAAGGCUCUGCAAAUCUUAUAUGGAUAUUGUUUAGUAUCAACUGGCAUAAAAAUCACUUGUAGCAAUUUAAUAUCAGGGAAAUCAUCUAACGUUGUGGCUACAAUGGGCGCAGCAAGCAUAUUGGAAAAUAUAAACUCUGUAUUUGGAAGAAAAUCAUUGGAUGGUAUAGUAAAAGUUGAAAUAAACCCACUUGACGAAGCUACUCUAGAGGAAUACAAUCUUCCCAAAGAUACAACUUUAAAUUUUUCAUGGGAUUUCUAUGUCAGCAGUUGUGCUCAAGGCAUGGGACGUUCAACUCCGGACAGACAAUUCUUUUAUGUUAACGGCCGGCCAUGUGACCUUACAAAAAUCUCCAAAUUACUCAAUCAAACUUAUCAUAAGUACAACAAUAAGCAGUAUCCAUUUGUUUUUCUGAACUUGAAACUCCAUCAAGAAUGCGCGGACGUAAAUGUAACCCCUGAUAAAAGGACGAUAUUUUUCACUCAAGAGAAAUUGAUUUUAGCAGCCGUCAAAUGGAAUCUCAUACAGAAAUGGGAUGGCAUGCAAGGAAGUUUUACAAUGAAGUCUCUAGAAGAAAUGAAUUUUAGUCUUAAACGAAUUAAUUCACCUUCCACUGCAGAAAGUCCACCGACAAAAAGAAUACAACUCUCUUCUUUCAGCAAGAACGUGGAAAGACAAGUAGAUCAGAAAGAAAUUCAUACAGAUAAUACUGACAUAAACUGUACAGAAAGAUUACCCGAUACUGAAAUGACAAUUAAUAUGGAAUUGAUAAAACAAGCAUUGCUUUCAAAAGAACGCAUGUCAAAAACUUGUAAAAAAUAUGAUAAACACGUAAAGUACAGAUCUCAAAUAAAAGAAGGAUGCAAUGCCGAAGCGGAAAAGGAAUUACAGCUGCAAUUACAAAAGGGAUCAUUUAACAAGAUGGAAGUCAUAGGACAAUUUAAUCUCGGUUUCAUAAUAGUGCAACUGGAAGAGGACCUUUUCAUCGUCGAUCAGCAUGCCACUGAUGAAAAAUACCGAUUUGAAAAACUAAAUAAUGAGACGAAACUAACUACCCAAAAAUUAAUCAUUCCGAAAGCACUUAAUCUUGCAGCUCUUAAUGAAUCGAUACUCAUCGAACAUCAACAAGUGUUUGAAGACAAUGGUUUCACAUUUGAAGUAAAUGAAACAGGAGAAGCUGGACACCGCGUCAUGCUCACAGGAAUGCCAGUGAGUGGAGGCUGGCAAUUUGGUCAAGAAGACAUCGAAGAAUUAAUAUUUUUAAUCAGAGAAAGUAGCUCGGAAGCUUGUGGAAAUAAUAAAAUAAUUCGACCAAGCAGAGUGAGACAAAUGCUGGCAUCUCGGGCAUGCCGUAGUGCAGUUAUGGUUGGUACAGCACUUGGCACUCUAGAAAUGCAACGUCUACUGGUACAAAUGGAUCAAAUGCAAAAUCCAUGGAACUGUCCCCAUGGCAGGCCAACUAUCAGACACCUAUUAUCAUUAGCACUUCUUAAGGAAUAAUUUUGACCAGAUUCUACAAAU
Molecule: messenger RNA, 2247 nt
Organism: Orussus abietinus
Lineage: Eukaryota; Metazoa; Arthropoda; Insecta; Hymenoptera; Orussidae
Gene: Pms2
Product: mismatch repair endonuclease PMS2
Exons: 5
Coding region: 184-2226 (680 amino acids)
Biological process (GO): mismatch repair
Cellular component (GO): MutLalpha complex
Molecular function (GO): ATP-dependent DNA damage sensor activity; ATP hydrolysis activity; ATP binding
Source: RefSeq, a predicted model, not a curated record